Drosophila erecta is the source of this 2681-nucleotide messenger RNA. Its product is annotated as chorion peroxidase. Gene Ontology annotation, molecular function: peroxidase activity; heme binding. The transcript has 12 exons. NCBI's taxonomy places the organism in Eukaryota, Metazoa, Arthropoda, Insecta, Diptera, Drosophilidae. The record is from RefSeq and is a predicted model, not a curated record. Gene Ontology annotation, biological process: response to oxidative stress. The coding region runs from base 479 to 2572 and encodes 697 amino acids.
CCACUGGUUCAGCCUAUCGGAAAUGCCGAGUCUGGCGGUAGACUUAAACAAUCGGUUGGACAACAUAAUCAACUCAGGCGUUAAAAAUUGCUUAUAAAAGCUUACACCUUACAUACAUACGUUACAUUUAUCAGUAGGUGGACGAGCAAAGGCGUGGGCAAAACGGAAUCCCCCAGUCACCCAGAUGAUGAUGAUUAUCGAGAUAAUGAGGUUCCAUUGUGCGUGAUAACGACCCAACUGAUUCUCAUCGGCUCGAUUCUGUUGAGAUUUGCCCCCAAGCUCAGUAGUCUACGAAUCGCUGAGCCGUCGGCACGGUUUAAUUGGACGGAAAACACGGAUUAGGUCCGAUAGAACCGCAUUUCGGAUCACUUCCUUAUCACAAGCUAGCGACGUGACUUAAAUUCCAUUGACGAGCGGGUAUUUUGUGAAUCACAAACGGUGGCUGAAAAACCCGAGUUCUAGAACAAAGAACACAGCAAUGGGUGGCAUUCAGUACAUCUGCCUGCUGGCUUUCAUAAUAGGAGCAUCAUUAUUGACAACAAGCAAUGCAAAAUCAAGCCGGGAUGUCAGUGCCGAAUUAAACAGGAUUCCUGCUUCGAAAUGGUUGCAAUAUGUAGAAACAGCGUUGGACUCAGUAAAUAGGCAAACACGACUGGAGGACAAUCUAUUGGGUUCCGAUAUCACUGUUAAGGACGGUAGCCUGUCACACGCUCAACUCCUGGACACUUUACCAAGCCUAGCUUCACAGAAGGACAAUAAGCUCGCCCUGAAGAUCCUAAAGUCCAGCUUGAUCGUUUUUAACAGCGAAUGCCUGCCUAAUGAAAUCGAUGAAGACGCGUGCCGCAGUUACCUGGAGAAAAAACCACUUCCCGAGGGCAGUAGUUUGCGCACCGAGUGUGAAAACUCGCUCACGGGAAACGGGGAGGGUCACCAUGCCUUCAGGAGGCUACUUGGGAGCAGCCACUACAGGGACGGUUUCUAUAAGAUGUUUCCCAAUUCCGGAAGACGUGAAACAGUGCCGGCUGCUUGGUCCAUCAGUAAGGACCUAUAUGAGCCCGACAGCAUACAGACCUCCAAGCAACAAACCGUCGAAGGCAACUCCAAUUUGGGCCUCCCUCAGUGGGCGCAGUUUGUUGAGCACGAUCUUAGCAAGCCGGUAUCGCAAUCAAUGAGCAAUGGAGCUCCGAUAGAGUGCUGCAGCCGUGACCAGAUCAACCUUCAGCCGCGUCACCACCACCCGGCAUGUGCUCCGAUUCUGUACCAGCCCGCUGGGAAAUACAACGUGCCCAGCUGCCUCAACUAUGUGAGAAGUGCUUUGGCCGUGGAUAAUUGCAAUUUCGGCGGCGCCGAGCAGCUCAACCAGGCCACGGGGUCCUUGGACCUGUCGCAACUUUACGGUUUCACGGCAGCAGCGGAGAGAAAGUUGCGGGUUCUGGAGGGCGGUUUUUUGAGGUCAACUCAACGCGGAGAGUUCGUCAACGCCCUGCUGCCCACUGCCACCGAUACGGAAGGACCUUCCUUCUGCGCCACGGAAAGCAUCGGAGAUGGCAUCUGUUUUGCUGCCGGAGAUUCGCGGGUGAACAGCAGUCCGUUCUCCAUACUGAUCUACACGAUCUUCCUGCGCAACCACAACAGAGUGGCUGCCGAGCUGCAUCAUAGGAAUCCCCGGUGGCGCGAUGAAAAGCUCUUCCAGGCAGCCAAGGCGAUCAAUGUGGAUAUCUAUCGUCGAGUGGUCAUUGAGGAGUGGCUUCCCGAGGUGCUCGGCCCGAAGUUGGCUAGUGAGAUUAGGAGGAGGCAAAGUAAUCCUGCUUUGGGGGUCUUCAAUGAGUUUGCGGUGGCUGCCAUUCGCUUUUACUUCUCAAUGGUGCCCAAUGAGCUCCAAAAUCUGACCAAGGAUAACGUAGUCUAUGGAACUGAAAAGAACAACCAAUAUGUGUUUAUUAGCAAGGAGCUACCAACUAAAAACCUGUUUGAGCUCAAGGAAGAAAUCUAUAAGCCCAAGUUGCAGUACACUUCCCAAAAGUUGAAUAACAUCCUUGAGAGUUUACUCAACCAGCAGACCAUGAAGAUGGAUGCUGCCUACUCCGGUGGUGUCGUCUGGCACAAUAACACCAGACCCACCCAUGCCGAUAUGUUGGCCUUCGAUAUCCAAAGGGGCAGAGAUCACGGUCUGCUGCCAUACCAUCGGUACCUGGAAUCGUGUGUCCUGUCCGAACCCGUAAAGAGCUGGAAAGAUUUUGAGCACUUUAUUCCAAGUGAUGUUUUGGAUAAGCUGAAAACAAUCUACGCCAGUUGGGCUGAUGUGGACCUCAUUGUGGGUGGAAUUUCGGAGAAGCCUGUUCACGGAUCCGUUGGCCCCACCUUCAGCUGCAUCAUCUCUGAGCAAUUCGUACAUGUUCUGAAGCAAAACGAGCAAAAAGCGGCUCUGAAACACAAGCAACUGGUGGAGCAAUAUCGCCACUUCAAUGGAACACAACUACUGUGCCUGAGCUCCGGCCUUUCAGCUGUUCCCCAGAAUAUCUUCCAGUUGCCAUCGACCAGUAAUCAAAUGGUCUCUUGUGAAGACGUCUAGAGGGUGACAACACAACGCCGCUCACACUUCGCAGCCAAUUUAAGAUUGUUUCCAAACCAAAAAACUGUAUAAGAGCCAAAACUCAUUAAAUACCUCAAUAACAUCUUGA